AUGUCUAGCAAAUACAGCUCCCUCCCGGAUAUCGACACCCAACCUGAUGUUUACGAGACCCUCGAUUCUUACGAGGAUGCCGAGGUCUCAGACGAUGGGUAUCCAAAUCUCGAAGAAACUAACGAGGACAUCGUUAAUGACAAGGUUUCUGUAGGUGAUGCUGUAAAUAAGUUUAAAGAAAGCACAGGCGAGAAUGCAGAAACGGAUUCCGAGAUGGCGAUCCGUCAUCGGAAACGCUUGUAUAAGCGCGCCGUUCUGGAUACAGAUGAAUAUGAAAUUGUUCCUAGAGAUCCAGAAUUGCAAGAAACGCCCCUGCAAAAAUUACGAAGAUUAAUGUUUGAAGUGCAUGAAUUGAGCGAAGAGGUCGAAAAAAAUAAGGAUGAAGUUUCUAUACAUCAACCUCCUCACUCCGCUUUUGUUUCUCAAAUAGCAA
Messenger RNA from Acaulospora morrowiae, 433 nucleotides. NCBI's taxonomy places the organism in Eukaryota, Fungi, Glomeromycota, Glomeromycetes, Diversisporales, Acaulosporaceae. The record is from the annotation of a GenBank genome assembly.